Molecule: messenger RNA, 3005 nt
Organism: Oncorhynchus tshawytscha (Chinook salmon)
Lineage: Eukaryota; Metazoa; Chordata; Actinopteri; Salmoniformes; Salmonidae
Gene: plppr2a
Product: phospholipid phosphatase related 2a
Exons: 8
Coding region: 482-1498 (338 amino acids)
Biological process (GO): phospholipid dephosphorylation; phospholipid metabolic process; signal transduction
Molecular function (GO): phosphatidate phosphatase activity
Source: RefSeq, a predicted model, not a curated record
UUCUCUCUAGUGGCACAGAUACCACACAUCCCCUCUCUCUCUCUUACUCACACACGAAUACACAAUCUUCCACACACGCUGCCUCUCGGUCUGUAUUGGAAGACAGCGCAGCACAUGCAGUAAUUCCCGCCACUUAAUUGAUUAACUGCUUAUUUGAAGUGGCUAAUUAGAUGGGGAGUGUGUCGAGUGUGUGAGGAGGGCUGGGGAGUCGCUAGCACGCUUUAUCUCCGUGCGCGCGUGUGUGAGUGUCUGUCUGAGGAGCUCCGGUACCUCACUUCACUCUGGAGCAGGAGGAGGAGAGAAGAAGAAAAGAGAGAGGCAGCUGGGUGGGGAGAUUUUCACAGCACUCUCCCUCAUCUGACAUGGCCUCCGCGUAGGAAUCUGGUGCCACUGCAACAGAGGAGCUAGGCAGCAGCGAGGUGUCUAAGGUGUGAGGAGAGAGAGAGUGCUGGAGAGAGGACAGGAGAGAGAGAACGAGAGAAUGAUGGCAGCGGAGGAGGAGAAGCCAGGUUUGAAGAGCAGCAGCUCCAUCGUUCCCUGCUUCUUGUUUGUUGAGCUGGUGAUCAUGGCAGGGACGGUUCUCCUGGCGUACUACUUUGAGUACACAGACACGUUCCCCGUGCACAUCCAGGGCUUCUUCUGCUACGACAAGACGUUCUCCAAGCCCUACCCCGGCCCGGAUGAAACCAGCAAGAUACCCCCACUGCUGGUCUACUCACUGGUUACAGGCAUCCCCUGCUUCACGAUCCUGGUAGGGGAGCUGGUGGCGUUCUUUCUGAAGGCUGAGGGGACGCAAGAGAAGACCAUAGUGACAGCAGACUGCUGCUACUUCAACCCCCUGCUGCGACGCAUCGUCCGCUUCCUAGGGGUGUUCUCCUUCGGCCUGUUCACCACCACCAUCUUUGCCAACGCGGGUCAGGCGGUUACAGGAAACCAGACGCCUCACUUCCUGUCUGCCUGCCGGCCUAACUACACGGCCCUGGGGUGCACAUCCAACAUGCAGUACAUCACCCAGCCCCGUGCCUGCACUGGAAACCCCCUGGUAGUGGCAUCCGCACGCAAAUCCUUCCCCUCCAAGGACGCAGCCCUCAGUGUCUACUCUGCAGUCUACACUGUGAUGUAUGUGACGCUGGUAUUCCAGACCAAAGGCACUCGGCUGACCAAGCCUACGGUGAGCCUGACCCUGCUAUGCCUGGCCAUGCUGGUGGGAGUGGUCAAGGUGGCAGAGUACCGCAACCACUGGGCCGACGUCCUGGCCGGCUUCUUCACUGGAGGAGCCAUCGCUGUGUUUCUGGUGACGUGUGUGAUCAACAACUUCCAGCAGACGAGGCCCCCUCCCCCUCCCCCGCGGCCACAGCGCCCUGAGUCGGUGCUAGGCAUGCCCAUGGUGGCUCUGCCAUGUGUGGAGAGUCCUCUCGAAAAGUUAAGUGGAACUCAGCAUCCUGCACUCUCCUCCUCCUGCCCUCCCUACCAUCCCUAUGUUCACCAGCCAUUCUGACCAACUUUUGAUCUGUUUCUCUUGCUCCUCACUCGUUUUUCUUUUUUUCAUCACUCUUUCCGCCCCAUCUUUCUCUCUCUGUCUCUUCUUCCUCCCUCUCUUCUCUCCUGUCCCUCCCUUUCUCUUUUUCACUCCUCUCUCUCCCCUGCAGACUCAGAGGGGGUCUCCUUUCACAGAGAUCACAUGACCAUCAGCCGUAUCGGUUCCCCGCCACCCCAGAUGUCCUCAUUCCGUCUCGCUCCAUUUCCAGCGAAGUCUAGACCAGCCACACGAACAUGAACACUCACACGAACACCACUGCGCCGCCCACCCGGCAGGCCGCUACUCCACCCUCUACAGAUCCUACUCCACGCAGGUCUAAACUUUCAAAACACACGCACACAAACACAACACACACAGCAUACUCAGACCUCUACAAACUUCCCCCUAACCUUGUCCAAGCCCAAACCCCUGGGGGAACUGAGAGCUCUCAAAGUGAGAUUCACAAAGACUUAACAGCUGUCUAGCUGAACAUUCAGUACAGUGUCAGGUACAGGUAUGCCUCUUUCAUUUUGUUGUUUUCAGAGGCUUCUUUUUUGUUUUGCAGACUUUUUUUGAAUGUGCUUCAUUGUGUGAAGUACACAUUUCACUGAUAUCACAAGGUGAUGUUUCAUCUUCUACGUGCUUGUAAGGAGAAACUGUCAAUCCAUUUGACAACUGUGUUCCUUUGUGUUUUCAACUGUCUGCAAUGCAGCCAGUCAUCCUGAAACGCUUCAGUUAUUUGUGUCUCUGUACACUUUUAAGAUGAACCCAAACAACUGCUGAAUGAGCGCUCUCUGCUGGCUUUAGAGAUCAUUUUCAGUAUCCUAGAAUGCGCCAGUCAUCAAAUAUCUGCACGAGCCAACAAACUCAAGUGAACAAAUGUUUACGGACCAAUCACUUUCUGUAGCAACUGUGGUACUUAAUUACUGUACCUUCCAAAUACAGCAUAGAGACAACACACACAGAUCAGGAUCCUGGUAGGUCUACACGCACCGCAUUAGCUCUCUGGCAGACCUCUCUUCAGCUCUGCAUGACAUUACCCAGAUCAAAGGAUUCUGUUCAUAUCACUGAGGAGAAGACAAUACAAGAACAAACAGGAUGAAACUGCAGACGGUUUAUUUUUCUCCGCUUUCGAUUGGUUGCUUCUGCAGCAAGUUAGCAUGAAAUAUAUAUAUAUACAGAUUUGGUAAGACUGGAUGAGACACAUUUUGAAAUACAUCACAAGUAACAGGACAUGAGCUUUGUACAGUACCAAACAUUUUCUUUUACACUCAAUGUAUCUGGACAGGGAACCUUGGUUACCAAAGCUUUGUCAUUGUGAUGUCACUAAAAUACUUGUUUACUUACACAUCCCUUUUGCCUGGAAUGGAACGGAUCACAUCGGCAUGGAACGGAUCACAUCGGAAUGGAACGGAUCACAUCGGAAUGGAACGGAUCACAUCGGAAUGGAACGGAUCACAUCGGAAUGGAACGGAUCACAUCGGAA